GUGGGAGUAGAAAACACCCUGGAAUCAGUUGGAAGCAAAUUCCAUCCCACUGGUUUUGGUGGGAGGAAUAGUGCCCCAUUGCUGGUGUUUGGAGAAAUUGUUUACCAUCAUUGGAGUCAGUGGGAGGAAUGGUGUCCUAUCAUUGGUAUCAGUGGAAGGAAUGGUGCCCCAUCAUUGGUGUCUGUGGAAGGUAUGGUGUCCCAUCAUUGGUAUCCAUGGAAGCAAUGGUGUCCCAUCAUUUGUUUCAGUGGGAGGAAUAGUGCCCCAUCAUUGGUAUCAGUGGGAGGAAUAGUGCCCCAUCUUUGAUGUCAGUGGGAGGAAUAGUGCCCCAUCAUUGGUGUCAGUGGGAGGAAUAGUGCCCCAUCAUUGGUGUCAGUGGGAGGAAUAGUGCCCCAUCAUUGGUAUCAGUGGGAGGAAUAGUGCCCCAUCAGUGGUGUCAGUGGGAGUAAUAGUGCCCCAUCAUUGGUGUCAGUGGGAGGAAUAGUGCCCCAUCAUUGGUAUCAGUGGGAGGAAUAGUGCCCCAUCAUUGGUAUCAGUGGGAGGAAUGGUGCCCCAUCAUUGGUAUCAGUGGGAGGAAUAG
Staurois parvus is the source of this 580-nucleotide messenger RNA. The record is from the annotation of a GenBank genome assembly. Lineage: Eukaryota; Metazoa; Chordata; Amphibia; Anura; Ranidae.